Messenger RNA from Diabrotica virgifera virgifera (western corn rootworm), 7415 nucleotides. Its product is annotated as torsin-1B-like. Gene Ontology annotation, molecular function: ATP binding; ATP hydrolysis activity. The transcript is spliced from 5 exons. NCBI's taxonomy places the organism in Eukaryota, Metazoa, Arthropoda, Insecta, Coleoptera, Chrysomelidae. The record is from RefSeq and is a predicted model, not a curated record. Bases 34 to 1695 code for a protein of 553 amino acids. Gene Ontology annotation, biological process: cellular response to misfolded protein.
AUUUUUAACUUGACUUUGUUUUUAACAGUAAAUAUGCUAAAAGUUAUUUUAUUACUUUUAAUUUAUGUGCAGUUUUCACUAUGUUGGAAUUUAGACGUUCGCUGUUUGUAUGCUGAUUGCGAUGAGUCAAACUCAAAUACACAAAACUUUAAUAUCGGUGAAAAGUUACAAACUUAUAAUCCUUAUUGCUUAGUUUUUGAUUGUAAAAAAGAAAAUACUAACUCUGAAAACCCGAACGAUGAUCCUACGCCAGGUAUAGAACCAGAACACGAUUCCGAAAUUGUUAAUAGAUUCAAAAAGUAUAAUCCCUAUUGUUUAGUUUUUGACUGUAAAGAAGACAAAUUAAAUGCAGAAAAUGAUAACUCAUACACGAAAUCAGAACCAGAUACAUCUAGUAAUCAGGACAAGGGUCUUUACUGUUCAUUAUUCGAUUGUGAGGAAGUAAACGGAGGCAAUGAAAAUAAAGAAGUUAAAUCUAAAUCAAAAUGGAAUCCUUAUUGUUGGUUUAAUGAAUGUGACCGAUUUAACGAAGAUUCUGAAACAGGCCAAGUGCAAUUCUGGCAAUAUGAUUAUUGGGCAAAUAAAGACAAAGAAGGUAGUUCAAAAUCAUGGACAGACAGAUUUUACUGCAGUUUUAAAGACUGUUCUAAAGAAACGGAUGAUAGCGAUAACAUUGAAAGUAGAUUUACCAUAAGUGGAAUGUAUAACUCUGCAAAAGAUUAUUUAAAUGCAGCAAAACCCCAAGAUGUUGUAGCUGAUAAUAUAUUUUCAUCAGAAAUUAGCCCAUAUUGCUGGUUCACUGAAUGUUGCAAUAGUAAUACAAUCCCCGGUGAUAUACAAAAAUUAUCAUUGUUAUUAAAAACAAAAUUAUAUGGCCAACCCUUAGCGUCUACAGUUAUAGACGCUAUAAGUCCUCAUUGGAACAGUAACCACCCUUCAAGAAAAGCACUGGUCCUAAGCUUGCAUGGUCCAAUUGGAACAGGGAAAAAUUAUAUCAGCGAGAUGAUUGCUCAGAGCUUAUUUAAACUAGGAGUUCAAAGUAAAUAUGUUCACUAUUUUUCAGGAAGGCUUCAUUUUAACCAAGGGGGAAAUUCUGAUGUAUACAAACAAAAUUUGUACAGCUGGUUAAAAGGCAAUGUAACUUCCUGCAGUAAACAAUUGUUUAUAUUUCAUGACGCAGACAACAUGCCUGAAGAGUUAUUAAAUUCCAUCUUACCUAUGUUGGAUUACAGAGAAAAAGUUGAUGGAGCUGAUUACAGAAACACCAUUUUUAUGUUUUUGUCCAAUAGUGGAUCACAAUUGAUUGUAGAUAAGUUAAAUGAUCUUUACAAUCAAAAUAAAACUCGCGCUGAUGUUGAACUAGAAGAUUUUGAAAAAGUAAUUGUCAAAGAUAUUUUUAAUCACCAAGGUGGAUUUUACCAUUCUGAUACAAUAAGCCAUAAUUUAAUUGAUCACUAUAUACCACUCUUACCAAUGGAAAGAGAACACGUUGCAGACUGUAUUAUAGAUCAAUUUAAAGAGAGAAACGUAAACUCUCCUACUGAGGAACAUGUCACGUCUAUUUUGAACUCAAUGUCCUGGGUCCAAACAGAACAUUUUGAAUAUUCUUUAACUGGUUGCAAAGCUGUUGGAUCCAAGGUGCGUAAAUUGUGGGAAAAAUACUAUAGACCAACACAAGAAAAUGCUGAUCUUUAAACCUAGCCAAUCUAGUUUUAAGUUUAAAUAUCCUGUACAUCAAGCUGAGGGCAGCGUAUGAUAUAUUAUUCCAAAGAACACUUUUAUAAUGGACACUUAAUCCUAAAAGAUUUGUACUACCAAAAAUUAUGUUUUUUGAUAGUUGAUUUUCUUGUGAAGGGAUUGACGGAUUUCGCUAAUUUUCUUUUAAUUUAGAUUUUUUGGCAUUUACACUGUUGCUCUUUUGGGCUUCUACCGGGUGGAAGAAAUGUUUUUCUUAUGUUAAGUUUGAGACACUGUGUAGGGAGGACAAGGUACAAGGGAGGGUAUACAUCGAAAUUAUAUCGUAGUCUCAUGUUUUGUACAUUUUUUUUACUGUAACAAUAGUAAAUUAACAAUAAAAAAUAACAACGUGUGUUUCCCCUUAUACUUAUGUAGCGACAAGCUACAUUUACUAUUUUUUAAUUACAAAUUUUAAUAACUUUUCUUUGUAAACGAAAUAAUACAUAUCAUUUAAAAUUUAAAUUUUUUCCGCUCGUAAUAAUAUAUACAAAAUAGUAUAUUGUACAACAAGUGAGAAAAAAGACAUAUUUCUCACGAGCGCAGACGUUUGUUGCGCAAAUCAAGCGAGGGAGAAAUAUGUCAUUUUCUCAUGUGUUGUACACUGUACUUUUUCUAUGGAUGCGGUUUUGUCAAGAGUUCAAACUUCAAAAUUAAAUAAUUUAGGUGCUUUUACGUAUAUUCUAUACAUAAAUUGAAAUAAAAUAUAUACAUUAUACAUGUAGGUAUUUAAUAUUCUUAAAAUUUAUAUACUUACGUUAUUUAUUUAAAAUUCUAAUUAACAGUUAUCUUCAAAAAGUUUUGAAAGGUAAUUCCUGGUAAGUUUUGCUCCAACACAUUUUAUUUGACAACAUUAAUUGUGUUUGUAUUGUGCAUGUUACCAUGGAAACGGCGAUCAUAUAUGGAAAACCGUAGGAGAACCCGUCAGAAAAAAUAUUGCUCACUGCAAUGGCCGACUUUUCUCACCGCAUGAGAAGUUGUUCGUUUUGAAUGUAUGUAAGUACUGAGAGAAGUUGCACAUUGUAUAGCAUCUAUAGAAAAACAUAUUUAUAUUUUUAAUUACCUAAACUUCUUCAGUUUUAUGUAUACGAAACGAAAUACCGUUUUUAAUCAAUUACAUCAUCCAGACUGAGGAAUAGAUCUCAGUUUUAAGAGCGUUCAAAUCCGAAAGCCUUGAUUGACAAAAAUUAAUACCAGUGCAGUUCAGUCAAAACCAGCCUUCGGUCGGGAAAGAUCAAAAAAACACACACUUUCCGAGAAAUAAGCACGCUUUUUACCGAAAUAUAUUAUUAACAGUGGAUAUUAUUUUUAAGUAUUUUCUAUGGGAAAUAAGCCACAAUUUUACUAAAAAAAUGAAUUUAUUAUUAUUUGUUUAUAAAUGGAUAUUAUUUGUUUCCGUGGAUAAUAAAGUUAUCACACGCAUCCAACACAACCACGGAACACUUCUAAUAACAGUUCUGAUCGACGCUUAAGAGUUAUUCGUCAACUGGGUGAACGGUACAAUUUGUGACAUACGCGAGAGAUCAGAUUGUUUAGUGGAGGUUCUGUGAUGUUUGGAGAGGAAUUUUCUUGACAUUAAGAAUGUAUUUGAUGAUAUAUAUUUGAUAUAUUACAGAAAUUUUAUUUUUUUGAAUACGUUGUUCCUUUCGUACCUUAUACCGGGUAGUGAAUUGGAUAACGGGCCAUAGGAAACUAAAUGUAAAAUUCUAAACUGUUGAAUUGCUGCUUCCCUAAUUAUUUUACAUCAAAAGACAUUAGAAAAUAUUUGUAGAGGAUUGAAAUCUGUAUUGAAAACAACUAUUAAAAUUGUUCUACGAAUUAAACAUAUUCCAAAAUUUUGUAAAAAUGUAAUACACUUUUCAGUUUUUUAGCCCAAAAUAGGGAACUUGCAUCAAUUUUUAAAUUCGAAAAAAAUGUUAUAAAUCACAACAGAACAUAAUUUAAAACAUGUAUCAAAGAUAAAAAAAGUUUUGUUUGUCUUUCGUUUGGCCCCUAAAGACGAUUAAAAAUUCAAAUUAAAACAGGUGGUCCAAAACGCAUAGUGACGUCAUAUAGUUGUGCAUGUACAUUCUGCACCAACAAAGUAAACAAAAUUGUAUAUAAUUUUAAAUUAGACAUUAUAAACGUCAGUAGAAAAUACAGUUAUGUAACGUCACAAGCGUUUUUGAUCGUUUGAACUAUUUUACAUUGGCUAAGGGUUCUUCUAAACCAAGGCCAGAAAACAGAAAAAAUAUAUAGAUUUUAAAUUAUCUUCUAAGUUAUUAUGAGGUUUUAUCGCGUGAAAGUUUGGAAAUAUUAUUUUUAAAGGAAACUGAAUAAUAUUACGUAAUAAAAAAAUGUGUAAGUUCCCUCAUAGGUUUGGCAUUCGUUGUGACACUGACACUAAUUUAUAAAUAUAUUUGAUAUCCCUAUUCCACGAACAUACGCCUGUUUUAGAUUACUUCGACAACGAAUAUUUUACUGUGCAAAAUAAGAAGAACGAAAAUAAAUUGCAAAUUACAUUGUUAUUUAUUGGAAUAAUUAUUAGCGCUAUUUACUUUCGUACUUCUUAUGUUGCACAGUAAAAUAUUCGUUGUCGAAGUAAUCCAAAACAGGCGUAUGUUCGUGGAAUGGCCCAUAAUUUCUAUUUCUGAUAUAUUUGAGUGUUUUUAAGAUAUAUUUUUUAAAAUGACCGAAGAGGGUUUUUGUAAAGGGCAGUCUGAUAACUUACCUAUAGUUGAUAUGUGUAUGGUGGCUACAUAUUUUCAAAAGAGUGAAAAUUUUUCCGUCGGAGAAGUUCGGGGAGUUAAAGCAGAUAAGUAAGUACAUAUAUUAUGUAUAUUAUACUCCCAUUAUACCUACUAAUUUUAUACUGUGAUUUUAUUCUGAUUAUUAUUCUCAUAAGUAUUUAACGAUAAAACUUAGUAGGUACACACUUCCUAUUAAGUAUAGUGGCAAUAUUAUAAAACACAGAAAUAUGAAAAAAUAUACUUGUUUUAUUUAACAGUAUUAAGCAGACAACAGACUACUUACGAUAAAAUGAUCUUGACAUACAUGAAGACCUUGUGUAUUAUCUGAAAUAUAUUUUUUCGACAUGCAAAUAACCACUUUAAACGGCGUUUUUUAUCCCUUGGUAAUCUAAUAAAUAUUUUAUUGGGGUUUUGAAUGCUUGUACUUGUACAGAAUGGCACUAAACAAUACUUAUAAAGUUUUUCUUUAUUUUCCAUAUUAAUCUUUCUCUUUUUUCCUUCAAAAACUGUAAACUCCAAUCCCAACAAACUGGUAUAUUUUUUAUAUUAUUACAAUGACAUACGAUAAAAAAAUGUCAUUACAAUAUAAAUAUUUUCCCAUAUUUCGCGACGAUGCUGUGGCCAAAUACCCAAGUAGGUGGAGGCCAAUAAACUAAAGAAGAAGAAGAAGAAUAUACUUACAUAUAACCCUCCCACAUCACUGAUAUAACCAUAUAAAAAACUAAUGUAAAACUAUGUGACGUCACGGGCCGUCUGAACUACUUUAAAAUAAAGAAGACUUUAAAUUUGUAUUUCUAAGUUAUUAUGAGUUUUUGAAGCGGGAAAUUUUGGAAAUCUCAUUUUUAUACAAAACUGAACAUUAUUAUGUAAUAAAAAAAAAUGUGCAAGUUCCCCAUUAGGCCACACAGUGCAAUAAUGUGUCACAAUGAAGUUAUUACUUUCACAUUUUUGAACUGUCAAUAUUUUUAUUUUAUCAUUUAUUGUUUACAAACAAUACAGUUGAUAAGACACCCUCAGUUGCAGAGAAAGUAUUAAUAAUAAAGGUUUUUUAUUCAGUCAAUGGUGUGAGCACUGUCAGUUAAAAAUAGUAACGUAUGGCCUAUAACUUUUAUAGCCAUUUUACACGAUGCAAGUAAUUGCGAAAUUUAUUACACAAUUUCUUGCAGCAAUAGAAAUUGCAUCGUGUCAUACGCGAAUUCCACAGAAAAGCUGCAACUUCUUGCAGCAAUUUCUUGCUGCAAGUAGUUGCAGCUAAAUAGAACAUGUCCUAUUUUUCAUGCAAUUUUUUCUGCAAUUUGGUUAUAUUUUUAGUAACUUUUAAGGCUACACUGUUUGUUUUGACAUUCUGUCAUUGUAAAUUUCAAACUAAACAAUUUUUGACAAAACUAGAGGAACUUUUUACCAAUUUCACGCUUCACAGAUAACAUUAUUCUGGUGGAUAACUUUAAUUAUGCAACAUAGGGAUUAAAGAAACUAUUUUCUAUUUAUUUUGUAUUUAACAACUUGUUUCCUUUUGUAAAUGAAUAAUGUAUUAUAGGUAUACUUGCAUUAGGUAUUAAUUGAUUUUGUUAUACAUAAUACAUAUUAUAAUUUUCUCAAAUUAUAAUCUAACAUUUUUAAUUUAAUAUAUCUGAUAACUCUACUCAAAAAAUUACAUUUUUAAUUUAUAAAAAGUAAAAACAACAUAACCUAAAAUUUAUGGUAUGUCAAAGUUUCUGUCCAUUUCAUGUCAGUUUAUGCAAUUACUUGCACCGUGUAAUCACUUUAUUGCAGAAAGCUAGUUGCAACUUAUUGCAGAAGUUCUUGCUGCAAGAACUUGUGCAAUAAAUUUCGCAAUUACUUGCAUCGUGUAAAGUGGCUAUUACACACAUACCUUCUGUGGCAAAUGUAUUAUAUUUUUCAAAGUUUUGGAAUGCAUUUAAAUCGUAGAACAAUUUUAACUUUUGAUUUUAAUACAGAUUUCAAUUCUCUACAAAUAUUCUCUCAUGACUUUUGAUGUAUAAUAAUUAGGGAAGCAGGAAUUCAACAGUUUAGAAUUAUACAUUGAGUUUCCUAUGGCCCGUUUUACGAUUCACCACCCGGUAUAGGAAAUAAUUUCAUCUUAAUGCAUGAUAACGCAAGACCUCACGUAUCGCAUGUCGUUACUAAGUACUUAAGUGAGGUAAAUAUUCAUACAUUAAAUUGGUCGCCUCACAGUCCCGACAUGAAUCCUAUUGAACAAAAAUGGGAUAUUGUUAGUCGAUAAUUAAGACUUUAUCAGCCCCUUCCUGCUUACCUGCAAGAUGUAGAAACUGUAGUUAUGAAUAUAUAAAACUCCAUAGACGGUGUGAAGCCUUUGUUAGAAGUAGAGGAGCAAAGUCGCAUUAUUAGUUCACGUCAUGUUUCUGUUUAAAGUUUUGUUAAUUGUUAUUUUUUGUUGGAGCUAAAAUACAUGUUAAAUAAUAAAACCGUCUAUUUUCUUAGUUUUCAAAGAUAUCAGCGAAAUUAAAAAACAAAAUGUUCUCAAAAGACAAGAUUAUAACAUGAUUUAGAUGCAUACCUACCCUUGUAUCUUGUCCUUAAUGUGGAAAACUUUUGCGGUUAAGUGUACUAUUUUUUUUACAAGAUCUGUUGCAUAUUAAUGGAGCUGUUGAAUUUUAUUCCGGUAUGACAGUAUAGUGUUUAUAGUAGGGGAGCAAAGUAUGCUAAAUGUGCAAUCACUCGAGCGCUUUGGGGACCUAUUGGGUUGUGAUUAUUGGGUCAUAAAACCAAAAAAAGUUAAGUAAAAUUUUCCAUUUUAGUGGGGAUAUCCCAUUUUUUAAUUUAAUUUUCCAUUUCCAACAAUCGUUUUUUCCGAUUAUAGCGCCAUCUGUCCGUAAUUCAAAAAAAUGUUUCGAAUAAAAGUUGCUUAUUUUUAUGUAAAGAAUCCAAAUCUGCAAUAAAAAAAUGGGGGCUCCUAUUUAAGAUUUUAAA